This is a messenger RNA of Thrips palmi, 3370 nucleotides long. Its product is annotated as facilitated trehalose transporter Tret1-2 homolog. Gene Ontology annotation, cellular component: membrane. Gene Ontology annotation, molecular function: transmembrane transporter activity. The coding region runs from base 145 to 1797 and encodes 550 amino acids. The transcript is spliced from 10 exons. The record is from RefSeq and is a predicted model, not a curated record. Lineage: Eukaryota; Metazoa; Arthropoda; Insecta; Thysanoptera; Thripidae. Gene Ontology annotation, biological process: transmembrane transport.
CCGGACUCCCAGUCGCCGCGACGGUCCCGCGCAGACCCGCGAACAGAGCCCGCGGCCAAGUACCCCGCCGUUUAGCACCAGCGACGCCGCGGCCGCUCGCGGGGACCCUAGGCCUGCCGUAGGCAUCCGCAGGGGACCGGCGGCAUGGCGGACACCAGGAACUGGCGGUACAGCGGCGUCCCGACCGGGGACGCGCAUCCGGCAGCUCGUCCUGGAGCAGAUGACGGCCCGGAGGACGAGCGCGUGCCGCUCCACGUCGGCGAUGGCGUCGUCACCAUCCUGCCCGCCGCGGCCAAGGCCGACGUCAAGGCGGACCCCCUGGCCUCGCCCCUGGCGCUGGACGUGCUCCCCGUGGAGGCGGCCGCGGUGGCCGGCAAGGUGGCCGGCAAGGUGAAGGGCUUCUCGCAGCGCCGCCAGUACCUGGCGUGCUGCGCGGUGCAGGCCCUCAGCGUCAUGGGCGGCGUCUGCAUCGCCUACAGCUCCUCCCUCAUCGCCGCCCUGAUGGCGGACGACAGCGAGCUGCCCGUCAGCACGCAGCAGAGCGCCUGGAUAGCCAGCGUGCUGGUGCUGGCCGUGCCCGUGGGGGCCAUGGUGUCGCUGGCCCUGGGCAACGUGCUGGGCAGGCUGACCCUGGUGCGCGCCAUGGCGCUGCCCUACUGCGCGGGCUGGGCAUUCAUCGCCACUGCCAACUCGGUGCCGCAGCUCCUCCUCGGCCGCCUGCUGCUAGGGGUGGCGCUCGGUCUGAGCCACAGCCCGCUGCUGCUGUACGUGUCCGAGGUCGCCGACAAGAACAUCCGCGGCGGCCUGAGCGCCAUCGGCACGGCCUUGGCGUCCUUGGGCGUGCUGCUGUGCUACGUCAUGGGGGCCGUGAUGCACUGGCGGACGCACGCCUGGGCCAACUGCGCCCUCCCCGUCGUCCCCAUCCUGGCCAUCCAGCUGGUGUGCACCGAGAGCCCCGUGUGGCUGCGCGCGCGGGGGCGGCUGGAGGCGGCCGCCAAGGCCUCCGCCUUCCUGUACAACGACCCGGACAAGGUGGUGUCAGUGCCCAGCAAGCCCAGCAAGCCGGCGACAGAGGGCAAGCCGGACAAGGCUGUCAACCCGUGGAAGAUGCUGUUCACCGACCCCAUGGCCUACAAGCCCCUCAUCAUCGUCAACCUCCUCUUCAUCAUCCAGCAACUCGUCGGCAUCUACAUCACCAUCUACUUCGCCGUGCCGCUCUUCCAGAAAACGGGUAGCACGAUCGACCCCUACCUCACGUCCAUCCUGAUCGGCGUGGUGCGCGUGGUGGGCUGCACGGCGGUGUCGCUGGUCAUGGCGCGCCUGGGCAGGCGGCCCCUCAUGAUCGUAUCGUCGCUGGGACAGGCCGUGUCCAUGGCGGCCUCGGGGACCGCGACGUACUUCAUCUUGCGAGGCGACGCCGUGUCCUCGUACUGGGUGGUCGGCGGCGUGCUGGGCUACAUCGCGUUCGGCUGCCUGGGCUGGCAGGCGGUGCCGUGGUGCAUGAUGGCGGAGGUGUUCCCGCACGAGGUGCGCAGCCUGGCGCAGCCCCUCAACUCCAGCACCGCGCACAUCUACAUGUUCCUCAUGCUGCAGCUGUACCCCACGCUGCAAGAUCUCCUGGGCGGCGCUGCGGGCAUCCAGCUCCUGUUCGCCGUGGCCUCCCUGCUGUCCGCGGUGUUCGUGUGGGUGCUGCUGCCGGAGACGCGCGGCCGCACGCUGGGCGAGAUCGAGCAGUACUUCCGCGACAACGACACAUUCCUGCAGGAGAAGCGGCGCAAGCGCGCUCUCAAGGCGUAAUCUCUACUCAUUGUACAGUUAGGUUUAAUGAACACUUGAAGAAAGAACAUUUGUGUCACCAUGAUUUUUGGUGUGAUGUCUCAAUAACUCCUGUAGCCUGAUUGAGUGCACCUGGCAUCUCACCGCACAGGUAGAUAAAGUCAAAUCAGUGCUCAUUGGACAUGAAGAUAGAAUCAACUAUCUCCUUGCCACGUGUGGGUGGGGAAUGAAGAGGACACCAGUUUUGUUUUGUAUCUCGUUUAAGGUAGCAAAGACACAUCCUAAUUGGAACAUACAUUGCAAAAUCAAACACUACAAAGAGAAUUUUCAAACAGAAAAACAAAACUACUCCAGAACACUGACACAAGUAUCACAUUUACUUGCACUUUGUUAAAUCUUCCAACAACAACAAAAAAAAGGUUGCCUUAAUGCAGCACAAUCAUAUAAAUAAAUAUAAGACAAGAAGAAAUUUUAAGUCAAGAUGAAACUUCUUACUUGAAGCAUUCAAUAUACAGUAACUAGAAAAUGUUUCAGCCUUAGAAUUUGCCAAAAUGAACUCUAGGGUUGCAACAUUUUAUUAUAAUAAAUCAUCUAUACCAAGAAAUAUACAAAGUAGUGUCAAAAACUAGAUUAGAUAUAUAUUAAAUGAUAGUGAAGCCCUGCAAUGAAACAGUGGACAUGUGAGACUUUUGGCAGGAGCUUUACAAUGGAAGAACCUAACAAUACUUAAAAUGUGGAGGAUCAAUCAAUCAAAAUAUUUGAGACAGUGGCCAAUAACAUCAAUAAAAAACACCAGGUGAGAGCUUUCUAUGAUGUGUUGAUAAAACAAAAAACCUGAGACACUGAAUAAUUUCAUUCAUCACAACAAACAUUAGUUUCAAACCGGGAAGAGAAAGUUUCAACUCUGAUUUAAAUUCCAGAGAUAAACCAAGAUGAAUUAAACCAUGACAAUAUUCUUUGUGUGUAGUGCCAAACUACAGUGGGAGACAAAAAUGACACACAUAUUUGGGGAGCGGGGAGGGGGCAAGGUCACAAAAAACACAAGGUGUGUCCUCAUAGACAAUGCUUCGUAACUACACUGUAACAAAUCAAGUCUUGAGAACAAUCAAUCCAAGCAAGAUAUCAAAAUUCAAAUGGGUGUAAGUCAGAUAGUCAAAAAUACAAACUUAAUUAUUGGGAAGGUUAGCUUAAAGUACAAAGAAAUCCCUUUCCUACCUAAGUUUGUUCAUACAAACCAAAACACACAAUGAUUCCUUUUGCUUACAAAACAAUCCCAGUAAAAGUUCCUUAAUGACUAAGAAACAUCAAUUUUAGUGGGGAAUUUGACUUGUUAUAAUUUUGUUUUCUCUAGAUUACAAAUUUUAAAUGGGGGAGCAACUAUGUAAAAAAUUUAUCGGGAUUCGGCUUUGUGCUUUGGUGGCUUAAACCCCAUACCUUUUACCUUCUUUCCUUUCUUACCAGUCUGAAAAGUCUUCCAGCUCUCCACUCUAUUUUGUCGGGAUUCCUGUAAAACGCGAUACAAGUUGCUUUAGUUUCAGCCUAGUUUGAAGAAUGAAUGUAAGCUGAUAAAUAAAUAAGAAAAUGUUACCUCAAA